Molecule: messenger RNA, 8366 nt
Organism: Leptidea sinapis
Lineage: Eukaryota; Metazoa; Arthropoda; Insecta; Lepidoptera; Pieridae
Product: neuroligin-4, Y-linked-like
Exons: 11
Coding region: 313-3222 (969 amino acids)
Biological process (GO): synaptic vesicle endocytosis; neuron cell-cell adhesion; modulation of chemical synaptic transmission
Cellular component (GO): cell surface; synapse; postsynaptic membrane
Molecular function (GO): signaling receptor activity; neurexin family protein binding
Source: RefSeq, a predicted model, not a curated record
UGGGCUAAACACUGUUCAGUUAUUCGAAAACCCGUGGACGAUCGACGUGCGUUUUAUUAUCGUGAUUGUUUCGCGUGUGAUUUGCAAAGACGGAAAGUGCUGUGAAUAAGUACUAAACGUACUUAAUGUUUAGUAACUUGUGAAUGUGUAUGUCGUGCUUAACUGGUGUGGGGAGAGUUAUAAUGUAUUUGAAUCAACGAAAACAGCAAAUGAGCGUGAAGAAAGCAUGAAAUUCAAAAGUGAUCCUUAAAAUAUUUGCUUACAAAAAUAAUAGUGUAAAAAAUGGCGCCCCAAAGGUGAUAUACAAAGACAAUGGCUACUUUCAGAUUGCCAUUACACCUUUGUAAUUCCAUAAAACAGUACUGGUCAAAAAUAAUCAAAUUAAAAACAUUCCGAAUAAAAAUUCAAAUUGGGCAUCCGAAUUCGCGCCAAUACGCAUCGCUAAGGAUAGUUUUUAUAUUAGUAUUACUGUUAGGAGUGACUUCAAGUGGUAGUAAUUUUGGUGGUAGAAAUUCUAUGCUAAGGACUAGAAUAAUAGGUACACGAUACGGGAAGUUACAAGGUGUUAUUUUACCUAUGGAUCAACACAAGUAUCUGAAGCCUGUGGAAGCGUAUUUGGGGGUGCCAUACGCAACGCCACCGACAGGAUCAAAUAGGUUUGCACCAACGCGGGCACCAGCUCCUUGGAACGACGUGAAAACAGUUGACCAGAUGGGUCCCGUGUGCCCACAACGGUUGCCAGAUAUCGCAAACGAGUCUAUAACUUUGGAAAGGAUGCCAAAGGGAAGGCUGGAAUAUCUCCGGAGGUUACUGCCGCGGCUGAAGAAUCAGAGCGAAGAUUGUCUGUACAUGAAUAUCUACACACCAGUUCAAGUUGGGCCUACGUUGCAAGCUAAAUAUCCUGUGGUGAUCUUCAUUCACGGCGAAUCUUUCGAGUGGAACUCCGGAAAUGUCUACGAGGGAUCUGUGCUCGCGAGUUAUGGCGGUCUUGUUGUUAUAACCAUCAACUACAGACUCGGUAUAUUAGGUUUCCUAAAUGCAAAUCCAAUACCACACAUCAAGGCUCGAGUGGCUAAUUAUGGUCUUAUGGAUCAGAUAGCCGCCUUACACUGGGUUCAGCAGAAUAUUGCGUUGUUUGGUGGCGAUCCUGGCAAUGUUACAAUGCUGGGCCAUGGAUCCGGUGCAGCUUGUAUCAAUUUCUUGAUGAUAUCACCAACUGUGAUGCCAGGUUUGUUCCACCGGGCAAUAUUACUGUCUGGCUCUGCAUUAAGCUCUUGGGCAUUAGUCGAGGAUCCCGUUAAUUACUCCGUCCAACUUGCGAAGCAAUCAAACUGUACUCUCCCUGAAGACAUCGUUAAAGAUCACGAACUAAUCGUGGACUGUCUUCGAGAAGUACCGCUCCAAGAACUAAUGUCUGCCGAAAUUAACACUCCGAGUUAUUUAACAGCCUUUGGACCAUCAGUUGAUGGAGUAGUUGUAAAAACUGAUUACGCUAAAGAAUUGCUUACAUUUUUUAUACCAAACGAUCUUCAAGGUUUUACAAGUGUGUCGGGCGUGAAUAAUAUCAAGGCGGAUAAAAGAAGCGGAGACAAGAUAUUUGGGAUAAGGGGUGGACAGAAUAAAUAUGAUUUGUUAUUUGGUGUUGUAACGAGUGAAGCGCUCUGGAAGUUCUCGGCUCAGGAUAUUCAGAACGGGUUUGAAGGUGAACGGAGGGACAGGAUAAUAAGAACUUACGUUAGGAAUGCCUACACAUAUCAUUUGAGCGAAAUCUUCUUCACGAUAGUCAACGAAUACACUGACUGGGAAAGAACCGUGCAGCAUCCAAUAAAUACGCGAGACGCGGCCGUACUCGCGAUAUCUGAUGCACAGUACGUCGCACCACUCGUUCAGACCGGAGACUUCCUCAGCGUGGCGAAGAGUUCACCAGAUUCUGGACCAAAUACAUUCUUCUAUGUUUUUGACUAUCAGACAAAAGAUGGUGACUAUCCUCAGCGAAUGGGCUCAGUGCACGGUGAAGAGUUGCCGUAUUUGUUCGGAGCGCCGCUCGUAGAUGGACUCGGUCAUUUCCCGAAGAACUACACGAAGUCUGAAGUGGCACUCUCUGAAGCUUUCAUUUUAUAUAUGGCUAAUUUUAUAAGAAGCGGGAAUCCCAACGAGCUUCAAAGGCAAGCGGAGCCAACGCUUCCAAUAUCCCGAGAACGAAACAAAUACAAGAGCAUAGUUUGGGACGAAUAUGAUACACUUCAUCAAAAAUACUUGGAAAUUGGAAUGAAGCCGCGAAUGAAAAACCAUUACCGGGCACAUCAACUAUCAGUUUGGCUCCGGCUCAUCCCAGAGAUACACCGAGCGGGCAUGAAAGAUGUCAUCAACAAACACAACCUAUUCCGAAACCACAACGACCCAGAACUGUACGACGGCUUAGUUCGACCCGAUCCUCUAACACGCACUAACUACUACGAUCCAACUCUCGAUCUCUACAGGAAAUCCUUCAACAUCACUCUUGAUAUCCCGUCUACGACAAUGGACACUUAUGUCACAACUUGCAUCAGUGUCAUGACCCGAUCAAACCCCGUCACACAAAUAAACACUUCACAAACACAGGAAUCUACUUCUGAGGUUGCCGGCUAUACGGCUUAUUCUACAGCACUCAGCGUAACAAUUGCUAUUGGCUGCUCCCUUUUGAUACUAAACGUGCUAAUAUUUGCCGGUGUCUACUACCAGAGAGAUAAAACGCGGUUGCAAGUCAAGGCUUUGCAACAACAGAAACGGAAUCAUAACACUUUUGAUAAUGUUUCUAAACAUCCGCAUUACUUUGUGGGUCAUUCGCAAAGUUCUAGCACUAUCGUGGAUAUUGACCAUCAAGAUAAAAAUGCAAUUAUUGCGAUGACCAAUAGAGUUCCUCAUUUUACGAAUGCAAACUGUCCUAAUGUUUGCCACACUGGAAUUCAAAUGUCAAAUAUAUCAAAAAGCUCCCCAAAUAGGGGACAAUGUACAACUUUACCGCGUAAAGUAGGGUUUAGCUACCAGAACCAAAUCUGCAACGCAGCCAGUUGUAUGACUUUGCCAAAGAACGCCACGUUUAUGAGUGGGGCAAACUUGCCCGAUGUUCAAGCUCAGACGGGGCAAAAUCAGGCUGGAAAUGGUUCAGUGUCCGGUUCAUCCCCGCAAAAUUUUCAGAAACCGCGAGUACCGCAAGCAGCUAUGUCGGAAAUGAAUGUAUGAGAAAUCGAAGAUAUUUACAAUUAUGUGUAAAGUGAUGUCGCUGGUAUACAUAGUUGUAAAUAUCGCUGAUCAGAUGUAAAUAAAUGUAAGUGAAACUAAUACAAGCCUUUAUGUUGUUGAUAAUUUUUUAACUAAUGGGAUAAUGCCAUCUAUAUUUUCAUAUUAAAAUUGUAAUUAAGCAUUCUCAUUAGGGACGACAAAUGAAAAUACGACAACUUGUAAAUUUAUUUAAAAUAAACUAUUUUUAUUUCACUGCGCGAGUAGGUAAUUGUGCUUAAAACCGUAAUAAUUAUUUACGCUGUCCUUCAUAAUAUUUAAAAUAAAAUACAGUAUUUGCUUUGCCUAAAGCAAGUGCUGGAGAAAAACUCUGUAAUUAUGCGCAUUGAAAAUGAGGUUUGAACAUUAAAGAAAGUGACAGAAAUGCAUUUGUUUGUCCGUGAAAUGAGUGGUCGUGAGUUGACAGGAGAAUAAUUUACUCAUUAAAAGUUUUUAUUUUGCUGAAUGUUAUUCCUUAGCCACGUUUUCAGUGCAGUAUGAAUAUAAGCUUAUUCCUUUUGCCUUAUUCCUAAAAGAUCUCCAUGGUAAGCACAAGAGCUUACCGAAAAUAAAUAAAAUACAAUAAAUAGAAUGGACUGGGCAUCAAUAUCAACGGCAAAUACAUCACUCAUCUCCUAUUCACAGAUGAUAUUGUAAACCAUAUGCCUUAAGAUCAUGAUUAAUGCCCAUGUCGCACUUCUGUAAGAUUUGGGAACUGACCUCUCGUAAUUGUUGACAAAAGUAAUCUUGGGACAAAUAGUCCAGUUGGGCAGAUCCAAUUUCGGGAAUGAGGUCACUCGUCGAAUUCACCUCGGAUAAGCAGCAUUCGGUCUGAAGCUCCUUAAAAUCCUCUCGUCCCAAAUACCGAAAAGUCUGAAGACGAAGCUUUUUGAAUCGGUUUGUGUUGCCAGUGAUCACAUACGGAACGCACGCAGCUUGCUAUAAUAUCCUCAAAUGGCAACCACGUCCCGGAAAACGCAGUGUUGGUAGGCCUAUAGGAUGGACCGACGAUCUGAUCAAGAUCACCGGAGUAGGUUAGAUGAUUGCAGCGCAGGACCGAUCUUCAUGGCGAUCUUUGGGGGAGGCCUUUGUGCAGCAGUCCACUGCUGUCCACGAUUUCCAGCUGAAAUGGAUGGAAAAUGGAAUGAUGUAAUAGACGGGGGUUAUCCUUUUUAUCAAAUGAGCUUAAUACUCAUCUGUUCAUGGAUAGUAUAAAAUAAAUAUUUCGUCUUUGAAAUAUAUCACAUACGUUAAAUAUGAAUUACCAUGUAUUCGACGAAGUUUUAUCAUUGGAAUAAGAAUGACGUAAUCUGCAGCUAUCGAAGCAACAAAACGCGAAGGCAAUGUGGGGAAUAUCACAUUAAUGAAGGGUUGACUGCGUGUGUUUUGCUUGACUGAUGCGGCCAGAGCUGCUGCUGGUCAACAUAACAACGUUUGUGACAUAAAAAACGAAGAAUAAGAAUUAUACAAUACGGUUAUUCAACCCUUAACUGAGAAGAAAACUUUUUACAUAAAAUUUUAUUGAUUUGACGCAAAUGAGUGAAUAUUGUUUCUAAGGUAACGUUAAGCCGUGGCGCUAAUUCCUGUGUAGCUUGGCUCAGAUCGGCCCCCACCAUGUCUUUCAAUUCAUUGUUAUCCGCGUGGUUCGUUCUUCAAAUCAAAGUUUCCAUCACGAAAGCGUUAAAAACCAAAAUCGCACGAUGCGUUCAUAGGAGUCCCAUCUCCAAACGCAACAUUGAUAUUGCAAGCUGUUUCUGCCGCGUUAGUUCCGCGUCGGAUCUCGUAUUCAAAAAUCACUCGAAUUUUCGAAGUAGGAUCUAUCAUAAUAAAAGCCAAAAGAAAUCGAUAAUCGAAUGUUGCACAUUUUUUAAAAGAAGAACUACCUAUAUAGGUACCAUGUAAAAAAAGUUUCACUCAAAAAUAACAAACCAUGAAGGUUAUAUGUCAAUUCGAAAUACCUUUUACAAUAAAACGGCAAUUUCAUACUUGUUAAAUCCAAUGGUAAAGUUAGUUUAUUAGCUAGACAAGCCUUUACAAAUUAAAAUCUCCUACACCUUUAGGUUACCUGAAAAAGAUCGCUUUUAAGCGAUAUGUUCGCCUUUUUGCGCUACCAUAUAAUAUGUAAUUGAAACAAUAUUUUUAUUAGUGCAAUUAAGAAUUUUCAUUCAUUCAUUAACACUUUGUAGCCUACAUUAGCCGUAUUUCUAUGUAAAUAAUAUUCAUCAAAAGGAUAUGUAUAUUCAUUUAAAAAUUGAUAAAAAUAAUUAAAUUUAAAAGUUUAUUGGGUAUAUUUUGCGUAAUAUCAAUAUUAAUUACAUUUCCGGUACAUAAAGGCUUGUAGAUAAAAUAUAAUUAUCUCGACGAGUUUUAAAUAAUAGUUUAAACGACAUAAUUAUGUAAAUCGAGUCGAUCAGUGCAUGUAUAUAUUCGGUUCCAUUAUGAAUGGAUUUAAAUUGAAUUUACCGGCAAUUCAUAUUUAUUAUCUGACCUCAUGUACAAUAUAACUCCACUUGUAAUAUUAAUGUCAUUUGAUGACGUCAUUGUAUAUAACUUAGGGCGUUAAAGACUGUAUGUAAAUUUAAUUUUGUUUUAAGUUUUCAAUUAUUUUUUCUACUUCUUUUGGUGUACUCAUUUAGAUUAUAUUUAUCUAUUUCUAGGUUUGUUGACUGGUUCUGGGUUGGUUAUGAUAUUUUUAUUUUUAAUUGUGGUAGUUACAAUGAUUAUAAUUUUAAUUUAUUAAUAGCUUUACAGCGCCUGAAAACAUGCAGUUACUAGUAGAUAGAUUAGUUUCUGAGAUCCAUAAGGUAUGAGAAUUGGCGGACAUAUUUUAUUACUUAAACUAGCAAAUAUAAUAUUCUUUGGUCUUAAUAUCAGCUUUGAACAAUGCUAUUAUUUUAUGAUAUAAUCGUUCAGCGUUUUAUUGUACGUUUUUACACCCAAAAAAAACUAGGAAUUACUAGUCAUUAUGCUAAUGUCACAUACUUGUUGCUUCUGGUGCAUUUAAAUGUGGAGAUAGCCUUCUCUUCUAGCUUUCUUUCAUGCUGGAUAUGGUCUUAAAACUACGGUUCACGGACGUGUUGAUGUUAAUAAUACGGUUAAGAUGCAUAACAAGUGCACAUAAAGGAUAUUUGUUCUUUAUCUACGAGUCCGUCAAGUGAUGUGCAAGCUCCUUCAGCGCCUAUAAGAAUAUUAAUUGCAAAGUGAUUUUUUUUGCAACUAAAAAUAUUAACAUAUUUUUACUUGUUAUUUUAUCAAUGACUUACCCUUGCUGCGGGAUUUAGAUUCAAACAUGACCGUUUUCCUUUCAAUGCCAAAACUUUAUUUUAUUCUCAAUUGAGUUUGUGAUUCUUUCUGCGCGAAACAUCAAUAGUGGCUAAAAGUGCGUACAGACUGGUGAAAAUUAACAUGAAAUGUAUCAUUCUACCUUUCAUUGCAUGCUUUUUUGUCCUUUCAUGAUACAUUGCAGCAAUGUGUACGCCGAAUUCAUUCAUUGCAUGAUAAUAUAUUUCAUGUUGCGUUUCACCAAUCUGUACGCAGCAUAAUAAAUUAAUUUCAAACCUGAUAGUUAUCCCAUAUACCUAAUGUAUAUUAAUUUUUGUACUACUAAUCCUCUUUUAAUGUUUAAUAAACAUUAAAAGAGGAUUUAAUCGAGGUUUGAUACAAUAAUGACCCUUCUUGUAAAGUUAAAUGAGUUGUAAAUCAUUGGUAUACUCGUAGUUUUCUUAGCAUCUUCCCUGGUUGAAUUUUGGAAACAAAUAAGAUAAAAUUGAACAUCGUAAUGAAUACUUACUAUGUUCAAUUUAAUAAACAUCUGAGACACAGGGACGUAUCGAUAGUAAAACAUAAAAAUAGAUUUGAUUUGUUUUUGUAAAUGACACAAGAUACUGUAUAAUAAUUUUAAAUGUUUAUUCUGUAACGAUAUAAUCAUUAUUUUGUGUACUGAGGCGUGUUUUUAGCAUUACGUUCUAGAACUUUUUCAUAUUUUAAAAGUAGAAAUUCCUGAGCUUAAAGCAUCAUUAUUAAAUUUGUGAUUAUCAACAAAGUUUUGUUUUCAAAUUUAAUUUGUUUAUAAAUCCUAGAAGUGAGAGUUAUCACUUUAAAAACAUAACUAAUUGUUUAGAUUUGCAUGACCGAGAUCUCAAGUCAAUUUCCUAAAAUGCAAAUACUGGGGUUGAGCAGGUUAUCAACUAUAAAGUAGAUCCUGUAUAUGAAGCCACAACCUGAGAGUUGAACAAAGCAUGCAAGAUUUUAUGACGGUACGGCACUCGAACGGUUAGCUAAGUUUGAAGAGCACGGAACGCUAGAGGUCGUGAGUUCGAGUCUCGCAACGUUCAUAAAAUUUUGAUUGCAAAUUUUAUUUGUGUACCAACUUUAUUAUUUUUAUAGGUAUAAAUAAUGACACUACAAUAAAAAGUAUUCGAUUUUGCGUAUUAUGACAGUUGAUUUAGAGUAUAUAUAUGUUCCUAUCCUAUGUAAACAACCCUUUAAGGUUUACAUUACAUUCUGAGAAAGAUUCUGUUCUAAUUACGUGUUCAACAGAUAUGUUUGUGUUACCAAUAAGUUUUCGAAUUAAUUAUGAAAAUUAUACAAAGCUGUAAAUUACGUAUAUAAAAGACUUUUAUUUUUGUUUAAUAAUAAUUACGUUGGAAUUCGGAAAUAAUAAACUUUUAAUUCUUACUAGAGCCACUCUUAAGAAAUAUUGAGCAUUUGUUAUUUGCGUGCACGGACUAGUAAAAAAAUAAGGACUCCGUGUCACCGUACAUAACAGUGUAGCACCAAAAAAAGCCGAUUAACGUGUAAAUACAUAGCCCCAUGCAUACACUUAUAAAAAAUUGUAUCCCCUGUAACCGCACACACACUAGCAUAAAGGUGCUUCACUUGCUAAUAUCACGGCGCGGAGUCCUUCUAUUUUUACUCGUCCGUGUUUGCGUGUAAGAGUGUGUUUGAAAGAGAUAUAAACUUAAUUAUAGUUGCCUUCAUUAUUAGAACAUUUUGUGUCUAUGUAUAUUUUAAUUAUUAGCAAAUAUGUGUAAUUAUUAGUGUUAAGAUAAGUACCAUCUUAAAAGUUUGAUUUCUCAUGAAGUGUUAAUCUUGUGGAUAUAAAUUAA